AUGUCGGACCCUAGUCUCUAUAGCUACCCUUCACCCCUCGAGGGUUGGGAGAACCUGCCUCCUCUGCCAGAAGAUCGCGCCGAGGACGGCAAAUCCUUCAUCAACCCGCCCUCGGUCCGGGGCAAAUCGGACGCCUACACCGCCUUCCCGUCGCCCAUCGCCAACGACCGGCGCGGCGGCUUCGACGUGCACGUCUACUUCCUGCAGAGCGACCCGUUCCAGACACAGUUCGCGACGGAGCUGUGGGAGCGCGUGCGGCGCGAGUUCCCGGAGCUGCGCAUCUACAAGCUGUGGGACCGGCCCAUCGGCCCGCACUACACGGGCAUGUUCGAGGUCAACCUGUUCACCCCGGAGCAGUUUGGCGCCUUCAUCCCCUGGCUCGUCAUCAACCGCGGCCCGCUGUCCGCGCUGCUGCAUCCGAAUACGGGUGACGAUGUCAGGGAUCAUUCGCAGCGGGCGACGUGGUUGGGGGAGCAGUUGCCGCUGAAUUUGAGGUUGUUGAGGAAGGUGAUUGAGCAACAGAAGGAGCAGGCGAAGGUGUAA
Lasiodiplodia theobromae is the source of this 543-nucleotide messenger RNA. RefSeq lists its product as uncharacterized. The transcript has 2 exons. Bases 1 to 543 code for a protein of 180 amino acids. The record is from RefSeq and is a predicted model, not a curated record. Lineage: Eukaryota; Fungi; Ascomycota; Dothideomycetes; Botryosphaeriales; Botryosphaeriaceae.